UGUUAACGGUAACCCAGCUCAGCAACUCGAGGCUCAGUCUGCAAUCAUCCCAGCUGUAAUACAUUCAUACAACGGAACCAUGAGCAUAAGGACAAAGAAUCGCACUGGGACAAGCCCUAAUUACAUGAGGGACUUCAGCAGCAUGUCCUUGGGCUCCAGAAACGGCCCCAGGACCAGCAGCAGCGGCCUCUACAUGGGAGGCUCCAUCACGGCCGUGACCAUCAACAAGAGCCUGCUGGCACCCAUCAACCUGGAUAUCGACCCCAAAAUCCAGGCUGUCCGCACUCACGAGAUAAACCAGAUCAAGGGUCUCAACAACCGCUUUGCCACUUUUAUUGAUAAGGUGCGACACCUGGAGCAGCAGAACAAGAUGCUGGAGACCAAGUGGAAGCUGAUGCAGGACCAGACAACUGGCCCCUCCGACAUGGAACCUAUGUUCCAGACCUACAUCAAAAACCUGCAGAGACAGCUGGACCAGAUCAACAAUGACAAGGACCGGUUGGAUAUGGAGAACAGGAACAUGCACCAUAAUGUGGAGGACUUCAAAUCAAAGUAUGAAGAUGAGAGCAGCAAGAGGAACACAGCAGAGAAUGACUUUGUCCUGCUGAAAAAGGAUGUGGACGCUGGUUACCUGUCCAAGGUGGAUCUGGAGGACAGGUUGGCUGGGCUGGAAGAUGAGGUCAACUUUUUGAAGGUCUUGUACGAUCAGGAGCUGGGUGAGCUGCAGUCUGACGUGAAGGACACUGUGGUGGUUCAGAUGGACAACUCCCGGGGCCUGGACAUGAACCAGAUCAUAGCUGACGUCAAGGCCCAGUACGAAGACAUCGCUGCUCGCAGUCGGGAGCAGGCCGAGAGCUGGUACAAGACCAAGGUUGAAAGUUUGGCCGGCCAGGCUGGCCAGGCUGCAGAGGAGCUGCGCAACACCAAGGCUGAGAUCGCCGAGCUGAACCGACUCAUCAGCCGCCUGCAGAACGAGAUCCUGGCUGUCAAGGGACAGAAGGCCAACCUGGAGAGCCAGAUAACCGAGGCGGAGGAACAUGGGGAGAUUGUCGUAAAGGAUGCCAGGACUCUAAUCAAGGACCUGGAGGUAGCUAUGCAGAGAGCCAAGCAGGACAUGGCCUGCCAGAUCAGGGAGUACCAGGACCUGAUGAACGUCAAGCUGGCCUUGGACAUCGAGAUUUCCACCUACAGGAAACUGCUGGAGGGGGAGGAGACCAAAUUUGGACAACAAUCAAUUACCAACAUUUCUACCACAAAGCCUUGUUACACCAUGCCAGAGACUAGCUGCCAGCAGCCCACCCGAUCUUCUGCUGUCUUCAUCAAAAUGGUGGAAACCACCAACUCCUACAGAUCGUACCACUGAAAAACAACAUGUUGCUGAGACACAACAUGACUCAGAGAGGUCAUUUUCUGAAGGGGCUACAGUUUUCAUAACAAUCCAUGGCACUCAUAACAUAUUCAUAGCAGCCUAUUGAUGCAGUCAUAGAGCAUUAUGAGACUGUAGAGCCCCUUGGCUGUGAUAUAUACCAUACUAUGAAUAUUUAUAAGACAAUAUCACUUCAUAAGAAUUUGCAUCAAGUAAAGUGUUACUGUUACUUUAUACCAUGGCAUUGUUGAAUACUUGUUUUUGAUUGGCUUGAAGGGCAUUCUAGAACGUGCACUGUUUUCCUAUAACGCAUGGUAUAUUUGCACGGUAGAAUUCAAUGGCUAUAGUUAAUUCUUACAUGUUCUAUGUUUGAGCUGCUUUUGAAAGCAAAGUCGAAUUGAAAACAUCAUUGCCAUUGUUGAAUUCGGUUUUCAUAAUGGCAAGCUAGGACUGGUGAUUUAGUUAGCUAAACUAGCAUGUCUGUUUGUUUGGUUACCACGGCAACUACUGUAGCUAUCUAGUAAACUUGCUAGCUACUUCAGUGGAUGUUGAAAACAUUUCUACCGGCAAAUGAACUCAUUUCUAUUGGCAAUUAUGUUAAAUAAUAGUCAUGGUAUAAAAUGGAUAAUCAACGCUGGGCUCUUUGUGUUCUCUGGAAACUAAUGCAACUCUGUGUGAGGUCAGUUCCACUCUGCUAGCACGUAGUGGAACACACCGCGUCGUUAAUUAUUUUCCAUAGAACGCAUAGAGCCCCUCGUUGAUUAUCCCUUACAUAUACUUCAUCAUACUACAUCAGAGAAAUGGUCUGUCAACCAGACCUCACAGAACCACUUGUUAUUUAUUUGUUAUGCUGUACUAUAAACUGAAUUGAGCUUGUUUCCUAGUAUAAGAUUAGCCUAAAAUCUGUUUCUUUACUUCUAUUAAAACGGUGUAAUUAUGCAAUAUCAUGUACCAAGAUGUUCAGACACAAAUAAAGACUCAUAAUGGGGA
This is a messenger RNA of Salvelinus sp. IW2-2015, 2356 nucleotides long. RefSeq names its product keratin, type II cytoskeletal 8. The record is from RefSeq and is a predicted model, not a curated record. Lineage: Eukaryota; Metazoa; Chordata; Actinopteri; Salmoniformes; Salmonidae. Gene Ontology annotation, cellular component: keratin filament. Gene Ontology annotation, molecular function: structural constituent of skin epidermis. Gene Ontology annotation, biological process: keratinization; intermediate filament organization.